AACAACACACUCACCCCACUGUGUUCUGGUCUGUGUGUACUGGGCGUAGGGUUUUAGUCAAUUUGCAAAGAUGACUCGUGAAUUCUAAUCUCUCUCUCUCUCUCUCGCGGUGGUAGCUCUGCUGGAACAGGAUAUAUAAAAAAAGGAUAAAAGAGAGAACAUGCACUCUAUGAAGACUAGUUACGUUGGGCAAGUAUUUGCUCUAGCUAAGCCUCACGAUUCUGGAGGCAAGAGGACUCGUAAUCGGAUUCCCAAAGAGGAGAGAAAAACACUGGUGGAGUCUUUUAUUAAAAAGCAUCAGAAACUAAACAGUGGGAGUUUUCCUUCACUUAGCCUCACUCACAAGGAGGUGGGUGGAUCUUUCUACACUAUCAGGGAGAUUGUCAGAGAGAUUAUCCAAGAGAAUAGAGUUCUUGGUUCUGGUGACUUGGUUCUUGAAGGCAAUGGCUCUGGCCAUUUGCAAGAUCAAAGUCUGUCAAGUUCAAUCCUAAUGGAUCCUGUGCCCCCUUUAUCUUUGUCCCCAAAUGGAUACCAUUCUGCAUCAGAUCAAAGUUAUGAUUUUUCUUCGGAGGCUGAAAAGGAGAUGAAGUCACCUGAAAAUGGUAGCCAGGCUGCUCCAGAAGACAAUGGAUCUGAUAUAUUGGAUAGCAGGGAAGUGAACGGAGAUAAACUUUUGAAAGAAGACAUUGGGCACGUACACCAGCCAAUAGACUCCACUGACAUAUCCAAGACUCACCUUGCAGCAUCUAGCAGUGAAGAAACUGAUAUCAAGCGUGAUGCAGAGCUACAAGAUAAAAUGGAGACAGUGUGUGAUAGUGUUGCCACCAAACCUCAGGAUAAAGGACUCGAUGUGGACAACGAAGACGAAGAAAUUGAGGAACUACCUUUCAUUGAAUCAGACGGCACACAACUUAACAAGGAUGAAAAAGUGAAUGAUGUUGAAGCAGCAAUGGCCGAAACUGUAAACGUAACGACGAACACAUUAGGCACAAUUGAUAAGGCAGCAGAAACAGUUGGUGAAUCUGAAACAUUUCCAGUAAGAUCUGUGACUUCAACGAUGGACUCACCGGAUGCACAACUUAGUGACUUGGGCAAACUUUGUGAGGGUGAGAAAGGAACUAAGACAGAGGUGGAAGCUGAUAGCAGCACAACUAAUCAUGUUGAUCUUGGGGAGAUUUCUUCAUCCACUUCUCCUUUACUUGAAGAAAAGGAGACUGAGGUCAUUGUUGAAAAAAGGCCAAAUCUUAUUUCUGUCCCUGUGGAAAAGAAAGUUGGAGAGAAAAUUGUUAAUCCUGCUUCAGUAGAUGUUGAAUAUGCUGACACCAAAGGAACAGUGGUUGUGAAUCCUGUGAUUGGCAACAUCCAUGAGACUAAGGACUUUAGUAAUGGAUCAUUGACAACUGAGCAGAAACUGACAACAUCUGACACUGAGUCGGGAAAUCGUAAGCACGACGGAGCAAAAGUGGACACUAUGAGUAGCUAUUCCGGGAAUGAAGUGGCAAGUGUAGAGAAGAAGGCAGCCAUGGAAAAGGUUAAAGUUGAUGCUUCAGAUAGUUCCAGCUCUCAAAAAGAAAACAAUGCAACAUUGAACAGAAUUAAACCUGAAUCGUGGAAAGGGGAAAGACGAGAAACAAAUCCGCUUUUGGCAGUUCUCAAAUCUUUCUUGACAGCCUUUGUGAAAUUUUGGUCCGAGUAAUAAUAUUGCAGCGAUCUGUUACAUUGGCUUUUAGUAGUUUUCAUUAGUGAGAGUUAAGGUUAAGAUAAAAUAUGGUUUCAAAUGUCAUGUACAAUUUUUGUGAUGAGUGCUUUGGUAAUAUGUAAUGGGUUGAAUCUUCUAUUCAAAUAUAGUCUAAUGAGAGAGGAAACAUCAAAAUUCUGAGGAUAA
Camelina sativa (false flax) is the source of this 1885-nucleotide messenger RNA. RefSeq lists its product as uncharacterized. The record is from RefSeq and is a predicted model, not a curated record. Lineage: Eukaryota; Viridiplantae; Streptophyta; Magnoliopsida; Brassicales; Brassicaceae.